Molecule: messenger RNA, 336 nt
Organism: Desarmillaria tabescens
Lineage: Eukaryota; Fungi; Basidiomycota; Agaricomycetes; Agaricales; Physalacriaceae
Exons: 1
Coding region: 1-336 (111 amino acids)
Source: RefSeq, a predicted model, not a curated record
AUGUCUGCUCCUGCUGGUACGUGGCUUGUUGCACCUUAUUCUCUCGCCAUCGUCUCACCACACCUGACAGACUACUCCGUAUUCGCAAGUGCCGAAUUCGACCCUAAUGACUACGCCAAUGCUGUCCUUGCCGGCGAGCCAUAUGUCCUUCCAUCCGACACACGUACAAAGCCUUUGAUUUCUUCCAACAAGCUUGCCGAGGCACCAGGAAAAGAAGAAAUCUCCAUAGCGAUAUCGAAACUCACUUUUGGCAUUGACGAUGUCUCCAAGCAAAUAAAGACUCUUGUGAGUGCAUAUUGUCAUUCAGCACAUUGUUCAUUCAUUAUUUUUGGAUAA